GGAAGGAAAAAGAUUAGCAGGCAGUGCUGCGUAACCUUUAAAUCUGUGUUAAUUCCUUGAUAUCCAUGUUUGUGCUUUGCCUGUUGUUUAACAAACUACAUAAUAUUAAUUCUUCAUGUCAGGAUAAAUUCGUCUCAUUGAACUUAGAAGCUUCUCUGGUUAGCUGGGCUUGCUAGCUGCGGAAAAAGACGCGGAAGUGAUCAACACCACUAAGCAGAGCUCAAGUGUGAGUGUAACGUGUUAUGAUUGUGUGAAAAUGUGUAAAGUACAAAUGCUGAGAGCUUUGGUGAAUCAGCGACUAACUGCGGCCGUUGAAGAAAUAUUUGUAGUGUUGGAAAGAACGAUAGCAGAGUAUGAGGAGGAACUUUGUCGAACAAAAGAGGAGAACGAGCGACAACGUCAACUACUGGACGCUGCAUUGCAGAAACAUCAAGUCGUGUUACAAAGAGCAGACGACAGUGAGCAGCAGGAGCGCAGCUCUAGGGUGGAGCAGGAGGAGCCACAGCCCCCCCACAUUAAAAAGGAAGAGGAGGAUCACAUUGUCAGUCAGGAGGGAGAGCGUCUUGAAGGACUGGAGGAGUCCCCUGUUAUUGGUGUCCCUGUGAAGAGUGAAGAUGAUGAAGGUACAGGUAAAAGUGAAGAGAAGAGAGAGGUAGAGCCCACAAGCAGCAGCAGCUCAGCUCAACACAUGACAACAGAAGCUGAUGGAGACCACUGUGGAGGAUCACAAGCAGAUAACUUCUUAGCUCCACUAUCAGAUAGCGAGACCACAAUGUCACACUCUCCUGACACUGAUAAUGAAGAGUCUAAAGCUGAUGUGACAUUUCACACUAGCAACACACGCUUUAAAUGCACUCAAUGUGGGAAAACCUUUGGCAACAAUGGAAAUCUGAAAAUACACAGCAGAUAUCACACAGGAGAGAAACCUUUCGCCUGUUUAGUUUGUGGCAAAAGAUUCUUUCAGAAGUCACAUUUAAAAGCACACGCAAGGAUACACACCGGAGAGAAACCUUAUCCUUGCUUGGUGUGUGGUAAAAGAUUCUCUAAAAAAGCAAAUUUUAACAGACACACAAGAAUACACACUGGAGAGAAACCUUUUUCCUGCUCAGUUUGUGGGAAAAGUUUUUCUCAGAAGAUAACGUUGAUCGGACACACAAGAACACACACUCCAGAAAAAAACUUUUCCUGUUCAAUGUGUGGUCAGCGAUUCACAAAUAGUACAAACUUGACAGAACACAUAAGAAUCCACACUGGGGCGAAACAUGAACACUUGUCGGAGAUUGUUUCUUUGCUGCAUUUCAAAGAAGGCAAAUAAGGAAACUAUCAAGACUGGAUGACUCUUAAUAAAACAAACGUUGUGCAAAAUAAUGACUUGUAACACUGCUAACUGACAUUAAAUGUUUGGAUUUUAAUCUUCACCUAUUACAUGUAUCCAAUGAUCACGCUUGUUUCAUUCACAAACGUGGACAGUUCCACCACCGUGGCUGACGUAUCUGGGGUAGUCAAAACACUCCCCGGUGGCAAAGCUCCAGGAGGGGAUGAGUUUCGCCUUGGGUUAGUAGGGUUAGGGUUAGGGGUUAGGGUUAGGGUUAGGGUUAGUCGUUUGAGCUCGAGCUCCUCCCCCUCUAACUGAGGUGGAGGAGGAAAAUGCACUGGCCUUCCCCUGGGCCCGAGCCCGCCCCCGAGUCCCUGAGCCAGGGACCACGCGGGUCCCUGUAUUGGCAAUCGCCUGUGGGCGUACAUCUGCGGUCCGGUGGCCACGAGAGCGCCCCCUCCCGCAACGCACCACUGUCCAUUCCCCAUCCAUGGGGUCCAUAAUAUUUAUUUUAAAGAAUGUAUAUAUUUUUUUAAGUUUUUGUAUUUUUUUACUUUUUUUUGGUUUUUGUAAUUUUCUAAAACAAAAGCAAAAACAAAACAAACUUAACAAAAUCAACAAUAACCACUCUGGCUUUAAACCAUGCAAAUCAAAAAAAGGUGUGCUCAAUCGCGACGUUUCGAUCCUGUUGGAUCUUCCUCAGGCGUAGCACACCUCUGUCCACAAUCCCAAAACUCAAAAAGUAGCAGAGCUCCUUCUCCUACAACAGCCAACUCAAUAAUGAGCCAGCCCCAGCUGUGCUCUUUGAUCUCACUCAAGUGUUGCUCUUUGAACACACUCAAGUGUUGCUCUGUCACCAAAUCUAACUAAAGUGAGAGUAACCACACUUAAACUGUUUUUCUUGUAUAUAUCUCUUUUCCUCAUAACUUUUAUUGUCUAUUGUGUGUACUGUGCUCAUGUUUUUUUGUCUUUAUAUCUCUUUCUUUAUUUCUAUUUCUUUUAACUAAAUGUUUUUUUUAAUCCAAAUGUAUCGUCCUUCCUAAACAACAUAUUUUCACCAAACUUUUUUUAAUAUUCCCUCUUUUCAACCCCACCCUUCUGGCCCCUAUAAAUUCCCAUAUUUUUCAUCUUAAAACGCCCCAUAUAAUAACAUGCAAUAACCUUUAUUAAUCCUUAAAAACGUUUUUAAUUAUUGUUUUAUUCUUUUCUCUCGUAUGCCUGUCCAC
Molecule: messenger RNA, 2541 nt
Organism: Dunckerocampus dactyliophorus (ringed pipefish)
Lineage: Eukaryota; Metazoa; Chordata; Actinopteri; Syngnathiformes; Syngnathidae
Product: zinc finger protein 260-like
Exons: 2
Coding region: 257-1315 (352 amino acids)
Source: RefSeq, a predicted model, not a curated record